Molecule: messenger RNA, 2047 nt
Organism: Dunckerocampus dactyliophorus (ringed pipefish)
Lineage: Eukaryota; Metazoa; Chordata; Actinopteri; Syngnathiformes; Syngnathidae
Gene: dhrs12la
Product: dehydrogenase/reductase 12-like a
Exons: 10
Coding region: 109-1071 (320 amino acids)
Source: RefSeq, a predicted model, not a curated record
GUGCCGCCAGGGGGGCGCAGGUGUGGACGCGGCCGGUCCACGUGGUGCGAGUGGAGCCUAAAAAGCCGAGCAGAGAGAAGACGUCAGUGUGAUGCUCGCACGGCCAGCAUGUCUCUGUACCGCAACCUGGCCUGGUUCCUCCAGGGAAUGACCCAGUUCACCAGAAAUGCUUUCCUAUCAGCCUCCAAGCGCUUUGCGGAGAAGGACCUGGAGGUGUCUUUGGCGGGACGAGCCUUCAUGAUAACUGGAGCCAACAGUGGCAUCGGGAAGGCCACGGCCAUGGCUGUUGCUAAGAGAGGUGGGACAGUCCACAUGGUGUGUCGGAACAAGGACAAGGCUGAAGAGGCGAGGGCUGAUCUUGUCAAGGAGACGGGAAACAAAGAGAUCUACGUCCACAUCCUGGACAUGUCUGAGACCAAGAAGGUGUGGGAGUUUGCCGACGCCUUCAAGAGGAAGUACAAGACUCUAAAUGUCCUGAUCAACAACGCAGGGUCGAUCAUGAGUCAGAGGGAUGUGAACACGGAGGGUCUGGAAAAGAGCUUUGCCACCAACGUCCUCGGGGUUUACAUUCUCACCAAGAGUCUCAUUCCUUUGCUGGAAAAGAGCGCAGAUCCCAGAGUGGUUACGGUGUCAUCAGGGGGGAUGUUGGUGCAGAAGCUCAGGAUAGGAAACCUGCAGUCAGAGAGAGGUCGCUAUGACGGCACCAUGGUCUACGCCCAACACAAGAGGCAGCAGGUGGUGAUGACGGAGCAGCUUGCAAAGAUUCACACAAACGUCCACUUCUCUGUCAUGCAUCCAGGAUGGGUGGACACUCCUGCUGUGGCGAAUGCCAUGCCUGACUUCCAUCGCUCGAUGAAGGACAGCCUGCGAACCCCGGAGCAGGGCGCUGACACCGUAGUGUGGCUGGCUGUGUCCGAGGCUGCCACCGCCAACCCCAGCGGACGUUUUUAUCAGGACCGCAGGAUGGCGGCCACUCACCUGCCGUUGGCCUGGACACACAGUUCCCCUCUGGAGGAGCAGAAGCUCAUCUCCGCACUGGACGACUUGGCCAAGAUGUUCCAGCCGCACUGAAGCAGAAGACACCAGCCCGCUUUCACCAGGCUAACCAAUAACACUGAGCAAGGCCGCAGCCAGCGGACAAACAGCUGCGUCCCCACCUGAGAAUCAUCAUGAUUGUAUCAUAGAAUAGAAUAUUGCGUUCCAUAUCGGCUUGUAACGUCAUAAGGAUUAAAACUAUUACUAAAUGAGAGUUUGAUGAUGUUCUUACAGAGAGCAUUGCACACACACACCGUGACUUUUUAAAAAGUAGUCAAUCAGAUGGGAAUCUGAUUGGACCAAAGUCACGGCCGCUGUUCACUGGUGCAGGGAUCAACCUCCUUGUCGUGUAGCUAACACGUGUAACUAACAUCUACUGUGUGUUGUAUGUUGCGUUUUUGUCGUGUUGCAGUGUAGCGGGUUGAUCUCCAGCAGGAGGUGAAGUGCUCUCUCUACGGCAGGGGUGUCCAAAUGGUGGAAAAUCAAAGGAUGCGGGGUCCAUUUUGAUGUUUGGAAUUGUAUAAAAAAAAUCAAACUAAAAAAAAAGUGUACUGUAGAUAUGCGAUGAAGUUAUACACACAACAGCUGCAUCUCAGCUUUGGAUGACAGGUGACAAAGCGUAUUUCUCUUAUUAUAACAAGUGCAUUUUCAUCACUUUUUUAGUUUCUUCUUAUUUUUGUUAGUCAAUCUGACAUGUGCUAAGGAUGAACCCAUUCUUUUCACUACAAAUUAAAACGUUUCUUGUUGCAGUCCACUUGCCUUCAUUUUCCAAAAAGGCUAAUCCAAUGUAGAUAUGCUACGUUCAAUAAAACACAGUAGUGUACCAAUAUUAUUCUUUGUUUCCCAUUUUUGCUGUUUUUCUUUUUGUUUAAUGGGCCACCAAAAACAAUCUAUGGGCCGCACCUUGAACAUCCCUGCUCCAUGGGCUUUAAAUGACGUGCAUUGAUUAAUAUUAUCUGUACUCACUGGGAUUUGAGCUUCCAAAUGCAUUCUCAAAUAAAAUCAUAAAAAU